This is a messenger RNA of Trichechus manatus latirostris (Florida manatee), 4385 nucleotides long. RefSeq names its product KIAA1210 ortholog. NCBI's taxonomy places the organism in Eukaryota, Metazoa, Chordata, Mammalia, Sirenia, Trichechidae. The record is from RefSeq and is a predicted model, not a curated record. The transcript has 9 exons. Bases 1 to 3795 code for a protein of 1264 amino acids.
AUGCUAACUCUUUACACCACCCAGGGACUCCCUCAGAGAUCAGAAACUCCAAAUAUGGAUGAAACACUUAAGGUGAAACCAAGACAGGAGGAGCCAAGCCUUCCACUGGCUUCUGAAGAAGAGAAGAGUACAACCCAACCAGAAGAAACUGACCAAAAGAAGCCAAAAAAAGACAGUGCAGGUCCCUCAAGCCACGAACAGAGCCACAAGACUGAGAUUUAUGCUAAGAAGACAACAGAUCAGGCUUCAAACACUGAUGCAGCUGGGAGUCAGGGCUACCCAGUGUCAGCAGCACAUGGAAGAAAACGUGGAAGGAAAAGAUCAAAUACUUCAGGAAUGAGUGAGUGUGGAUCCAAAGGAAGAAGACUUAAAAAAUCCAGUCAAGGCCGUGGCCUAGGAGAUCGAGCUGGGUCCCCAUCUGCUGAGAAGACUGCCAGGGAUUGCCCUCUCUGGCACCUGCCCUUGGAGAAGCAAGUUAUGGAGCAACCCACAACUCCAGAAGCAGAAACAGCUACCCCUCAGGAGUUGCUAAGUGCCGGCAUAGAUGACAAAGCCAGAAAAGCAUCAUCAGCACCACAACCCAUACCUGAAGACAUGAGAGAGUCCAUGGUUAGUGGUCCACCACCAAACAAUGAAGAUAGGGCUUCUGGAGCUGAGAAUACAGAAGCCAGGGCUUCUCUUUUACCAGUAGUGGAAAGCCCUUCUACAACCCAAGAAGAUGUCAUUCCCCCAGUGAGACUGGAGGCUCAGGCAGUUAUGGAUCCUUCUCCCAUCCAGUCAGAAGGGGAAGCAGCUUCCAGCCUUGAUUCACAAAAUGCCCAAUUUAAAAUGGAGUCAGCUCAGGAUACACCAACCAUCUGCAAAGAAAAGCCUCCUGGAAACGUGCUCCAGGCCUUUACAGCAAGCACUGCAGAUACAGCAAGUGCUAGGGCAGAUAGAGGCAUUUCUGCUGCGAGGCUGCCUCCCAGAAGCCUUUUUCAGGCUUUGGAGAGGCCUGAAGACUAUCAACAAGUCUCAGAUUCAGAGAGUACUUCAGAAGAGGAGAGUGAUUCUGAGGAGCAGCUGGCUCCUGGACACUCUUUCCAGUCCUUGGAGAAGCCUGAAGAUGAACAAGAAGUCUCCUCAGAAUCAGAAAGUUUAGCUGGGGAAUCGAGCAGUUCUGGGCAGCAGAUGGCUCUCAGACACUCAUGCCUUUCCGAGGCUUUGGGGGAGCCUGAAAAUGAAGAAGUCUCCACAGGAUCAAAUAGUUAUGUUGAAAAGUACAAUAGUGCUGAGGAUUGGAGCAGCUCUGAGGAAGACCUGCCUCCCAAACACCCUUCCCAGGCCUUGGGAAAGCCUGAAGACCAACGAGAAGUCGCCUCAGUUUCAGAGAACACUCCUGAGGAGUGGAGUGUUUCUGUGGAGCAGCGGCCACCCAAAUGCCCUUCUCAGCCCUUUAUGAGGCCUGUUGUUCAGCAACAAGUCCCGUCAGGUUCAGUGAGUGCUUCUGCAGAAUGGAGUGGUUCUGUGGAGCCAAUAAUUUCUAUGGAGCCUCUGCCUUCCAGACGCACUUUUCAGCCACGGAUGAGCCCUAAAGUCAAGCAACAAGUCUCUUCAUUUCCAGAAAGCACAGUUGUUGAAGGGAGCAUUUCUAUGGAGCAUCUGCCUCCUAAACUUUUUUCCCAGUCUUUGAUGAACCUUAAAGUUGAGCAAAAAGUGUUUUCAGGUUCAGAGGGUGUUGCUGCUGAGAGGAUCAUUUCUGUGGAACCACUGCCUCCCAGAUAUUCUUCCCAGUCCUUGCCAAAUCCUAAAGUCCAGCAAAUCUUCUCAGAGAGCACAGCUGUUGAGGAGGGAAUUUUUGUGGAGCCGCUGCCUCCUGGAUGCACUUUCCAGCCCUCGAUGAGGCCUAAAUUCCAGCCACGGAUCAUUACUUUAGAUUCAAUGAGUGCUUCUGCAGAAUGGAGCGGUUCUGUGGAGUCACCAGUGCCUCCCAGACACCCUUCCCAGCCAUGGGUAAGCCCUAAAUUUGAGCAACAAGUCUCUACAGGUCCAGAGAGUACUGCUGUUGAGGUGGGCAUUUCUACAGAGCAGCUGCCUUCCAGACAUCCUUCUCGAUCCAUUGUAAGACAGAAAGUCCAGCAAAUUUCCUCCAGUUUUGAGAGUGCUGCUAUUGAGGGGGGCAUUUCUGGGAAGCCACUGCCUCCCAAAUAUCCUACCCAGGUCUUAAUGAGAUCUAAAGUCCAGGAAAUGUCCUCACAUCUAGAGAACACUGCUGUUGAAGAAGACAUUUCUACGAAAUCGCUGCUUCCUGGGCGUCCUUCCCAGUCAUUUGUGAAGUUUAUGGCACAGCAAGUCUUUUCAGGUUCAGAGAGCCCUGCUGUUGUGGGGGGCACUUAUGUGGAUCCUCUGCCUCCAAAUCAUUCUUCCAAAUCUCUGUUGAAGCCUAAAGUCGAGCACCAAGUUUUCUCAGGUUCUGAGAGUGCUGACAUUGAGGAAGGCAUUUCUAUGAAGCCGAUGCCUAUGAAGCGCCGUUUACAGUCUUUGGAAAGGCCUAAAGACCGACAAGAAGUUUCCUCAGAUUCAGAGAAUACUCCAGAGAAGUGGAGCAGCUCUAAAGAGCAACUGCGUCCCAGACACCUUUCUCAGGCAUUGGGGAAGCCUGAGCACCAGCAAGAAAUCUCAGUUUCUAAGAGCUUCCCUGAGGAGAGGAGGAGCUCUGAAGAGAAGCUGCCUUCCAGACACCCUUUCCAAGCCACAGAUUCCCAGCCACAGACUUCCUCAACAGGCUCAGUGAAUGUACCUGUAGAGUGCAGCAGAGACUCUGAAGAACAGCAACAGAGUGCUACUGCUGAGGGAUCCAUUUUUGAGAGUGAUGCUGGCAGCCGGUCCCUACCAAGAGCUCCGGUUUCUCCAAACAAAACCAAGAGGCACAGCCAAAGCUCCGAAGACCUCAUUAAGUCUCUUUCUACCAAACCUGUGAAGUUCAUCGCUGCUCCUGCCCAGCAAACAUCCAUUUCUGGGGGUCUUUACUCUAAGAAAGAAGUUCUUGAGAGAGGUGAACAGAAUGAUAACAAGCUUUCAAGUUCACCUGCCAGUGGGGCUGAUAUUGAAAACCUUUUUGGAGUGAAGCUGAGAAGAAUCCCUUCCUCGCAGAAGUACAAGAGUGAGAAACAAGGUGAAUUUACCAAGCUUCCUACAAGCCCCUUGGGCCCAACUUCAUCAUCCAAAGGAAGAGAAUAUCAAAUCAGAAGAACCGCUUCCCUGGGGCGCCUGGGAACCUCAGACAAUCUCACAAGAAUGGCUGACUUGGCAGAGAAGCAACAGGUGGGGCCCAAAUCUGAAGGCAUAACCAAGAAGCAACCUGCUUACAAGAUCCCAGAAAAGCCUCCUCGUCGACAGUCAGAUCAUGCCACCUCAGAGCCAACUUGGAUAACCAUGGUAAAGCAGAGGCAGAAGACUUCCCAGGCUCACGUUCCUAUGAAACAACUUAACACCAAGAAAGGAGAUGGAGCCAAGGCUAAGACUAAGGAGACUCGAUAUGGGGGCGCUAAACCUGCAAAUGAAAAUCGACAAAAGGUUUUUGUUUCCAAUGUCUAUAGACAGGAGAAGAUGGCACAGACAAAGCUACCUAAGUCUACCAAAGCAGUUGAAGAUCAGAAGAUGGUUCAAGUGCCUGCCAUGGAAAAAGAAAUCAAAAGAUCUGCAACUCUGCCAGCAGUGCUCCAAGAGCCCGCUGAGCCGGCUGAACCAGUUUGGUUCUCCCUGGCCAAGAAGAAAGCCAAAGCAUGGAGCCAUAUAGCAGAAAUCAUGCAAUAAAUAGCUCAUGGGUUGAGCGUCAGCAUUUUAAAUGAUAAUUACCAAUAGCUGUAUUAAUUCCAUGUAGUGGUUUCUUGACUGCGAUGAUUUUUAAUUUAGCAAAAGAGCCUUAGAAAUGAGAAUUAAAGCUUAUAAUUAUUUGAAUGACAUAAAUGCCACGAAUGCCUAACCUUCAGUACAGUCACUGCCAGCAUCAGGAAACCCAGCAUUUCCUCUCUAAAAAAUAUGGAAAAUCUUUGCACUGCUGUAGAAUUACAAAAUCUUUAACAUUGAACAAUGUGCUUUGGAAGGAAGAAAGCAAAAACAUUUUGUGGGAGCAGCUAAGAGGUUGUCAUUUCCCUUAACCAAAUAAAGUAUUUCUACUGGAAAAAUCCAGAUGAUUUGGCCCAAGGAUUGGAUUUUAGGCUUCAUAAGCCAAGUUAAAUGCUUCAAUUCUUUGGUAGCUGCUCCCAGUUUUAUAAAGGUUCCCAGAAUAGGUGGUGGAAGUGAAAAUUCUGGGUCUCCGAGAAAAAUUUUGCACGGCCAGUCCCCCAGUUACACUACCUUUGGAAACAUCUUCCCUGUAUCCCUGGGGAGAGGGGCAAUGCCUG